AAGUGAUGUAAUGAGGCACCUCUAACUCUGCCUCAAUGACAGGCAGAUACAGGGACGGAUCCAGAGGGAGCGUGACACUGCUGUCUGACCCUACCUAACUGGUUGCCAUAACUGUCAGCUCUCCAGCUCCACCUCCAGCAUUCUACCUGCAGGGCUAGGCUUGAAACGGAUUGGUUCUCUGCACACAUGUGACGUGUGCAGUGCUGAGGAGCCCACCCAGCAGCUAACGUGCUGGGCUCAGUGAUGGCCCAGCUCUCAGUCCGGGGCCUGGAGGAGUCAGCGCCGCCGAGGAAAGAUGCACCACCACAGUGACUGAGGCAACCAGCAAAGUCCCAGCCAGGUCAGCCACUGUGGGCACGAGGCGCCCAGCAAGGAGGAUGUUAAAUGAAGCGGAAGAUGGCUCCAUUGCCCUGGCCCCUACUUUCGUCAGUCUGGGAUAGGAUCAGUGGGCAAGAGUGGCAGCUAAAACCCUGACAAGCGAUGGUUAUUCUCCAAAAGGGAGAACAUGUUUGGCUGGAUAUCAGUUCGGACAGCAGAGUGCCCAUUGGUGCUGUGGUUAAAGAUUCACGCAGCGGACAGACCCUGCUUGAGGAUGAUGAUGGCAAGGAACACUGGAUCUCUGCACGGAACAUGGGAUGCGUACACACUAUGCACCCCAGCUCGGCCCAGGGAGUGGAAGACAUGAUCAGACUGGGAGACCUUAACGAAGCUGGCAUUGUCCACAACUUGCACAUGCGAUACAAAGAGAACAACAUCUAUACAUACACUGGGGCCAUCUUGGUGGCUGUGAACCCAUAUGAGGAGUUGCCUUUUUAUCACAAUGAACAUAUCCAAAUGUACAGGAACCGGCGCAUUGGAGAACUUCCUCCUCACAUUUUUGCACUGGCUGAUACCUGUUUCUUCAACAUGCAGAGGACGAGAACCGACCAGUGCUGUGUAAUUAGCGGAGAGUCUGGAGCUGGGAAGACAGAGAGCACAAAGUUAAUGCUGCAGUUUCUGGCAUCGUCUAGUGGUCAACAUUCCUGGAUAGAGCAGCAAAUUCUGGAGGCCAAUCCUAUAAUGGAAGCCUUUGGAAAUGCAAAAACCAUCAGGAACGACAACUCUAGCCGUUUUGGAAAAUACAUAGAAAUUCACUUCUCCAAGGAGAAUGUGAUUGAGGGAGCUCGCAUUGAGCAGUUCCUGUUGGAGAAGUCACGUGUCUGCAGACAGGCUUCAGGUGAGAGAAACUAUCACAUAUUCUACAGCAUGCUGCUUGGAAUGGGAUCAGAGCAAAAGAAGCAAUUUACCCUGGGCAACUCUUCAGACUACAAGUACCUGACCAUGGGAGGCUGCACAGUCUGUGAGGGGCGCAAUGAUGUCAGAGAUUACACUCAAGUUCGUUCUGCUAUGAAGAUUCUUCUUUUCUCUGAGCAAGAUCAAACUGACAUCAUUAAAUUGCUGGCAGCUAUUCUACACCUGGGCAACUUGGAGUUCCAAAGUGCGAUGUAUGGAAAUCUUGACUGCUGUGAUGUUCUUGAUUCCAUCCAUUUGACCAGUGUUGCUACAUUGCUUGAGAUGAACUUAAUGGAACUAAGAAACUGCCUUACGAAACACACCAUAAUAGUUCGAGGAGAAAGCGUUUCCAAGCCUCUGACCUGCUCCCAAGCGUCUGAAGGGAGAGAUGCUUUCACAAAAGGUAUUUAUGGUCGAAUGUUUAUGUGGAUAGUGACUAAAAUCAAUGGGGCUAUUUUUAAGCCAGAACUGGGUACUGAGUGCAGGUCUAUCGGACUAUUGGACAUCUUUGGUUUUGAGCAUUUUAACACAAACAGCUUUGAACAGCUUUGCAUUAAUUUUGCCAAUGAACAUCUACAGCAGUUUUUUGUGCGCCAUAUAUUCAAGCUUGAGCAGCAGGAAUACAUUGCAGAGCAGUUACCCUGGCAACACAUCGACUUCACUGACAACCAGCGCACAUUGGAUCUCAUUGCCCUACGACCCAUGAACAUCAUCUCACUCAUUGAUGAGGAAAGCAAGUUUCCCCAGGGAACAGAUGCUACUAUGUUGAUCAAAUUGAAUUCCAAUCACAGCAAAAGUAACAUUUAUAUUGCAUCCAAAAGUGUCCACGACACAAAAUUUGGAAUAAACCAUUUUGCAGGAGUUGUGUACUAUGAAACGGCAGGAUUCCUGGACAAGAACCGUGAUUUGUUGAGUACCGAUUUUCUUCUUAUGAUCCACUCUUCUACCAGUAAAUUUCUGAAGCGGGUCUUCCAACUGGAGAAGGAAACCAAUAGCACCUCAAUGCGUGGAAUCAUCCGAAACACAAGCCUUAGCAAUCACAAGAUCUCAGACACAAGUAAGUCUUUACCCACUCUUGGUGGACAAUUCAAACAGUCUCUGGAGCAGCUGAUGAAAAUUCUGGGCAGUUGCCAGCCUUACUUUGUUCGUUGCAUCAAGCCUAACACAUUAAAGAAGCCAUUGGUGUUUGAUCGGGAGCUGUGUAUCCAGCAACUGCGAUACUCUGGAAUGAUGGAAACCAUAAGAAUCCGGAAGGCAGGGUACCCAAUUCGUUAUUUCUUCUCUGAAUUCUCCCACAGAUUUCGAGUGUUACUGCCGCUGAAUUCUCCUAGUCGCAAUAAGUGGGACCAUCUAGAUUGCUGCAUUGAUAUUAUUGAGGCGGUCAUUGGAAAAAAUGAAGACUGGAAAAUAGGAAAGACAAAAGUUUUUUUAAAGGAUUAUCAUGACACAAAACUGGAGGUGGAACGUGACAAAGCCCUCACAUACAAAGCAGUUCUUAUCCAAAGGGUUUUAAGAGGAUAUAAAGACAGGAAACGUUUUCUUAUACAGAGAGCGGCUGCAGUGACGCUACAAGCAGCGUGGAGGGGAUACUUCUGCAGGAAAACCUAUCUCAAGAUGCGCCAUGGUUUCCAAAGGCUGCAAGCAGUCAUAAGAAGCAGGCAGCUCCGUCUGCAGUAUCAGAAAUCUCAGGCAAUCAUUACCAAGCUACAGGCAAGAUGCAGGGGUUAUUUGCUACGGAAGAGGCUUGCACAGGAAAAAAAGGCCGUUCUGGUUCUUCAAACAUAUACCAGAGGCUUUCUGGCUCGUAAUAAAUACCAGGAAUUUAAGAACAGUGCUGUGCAGAUCCCAAUCCAAGGUUUGGCCAUAGAAAAGAAAAUAAUGAAGAAAGAUCUUCUCCUACAACAAGAGAAGGAAAACCUGGCUAUGGUGGAACAAGUGUUUGGGUUUUUACCGGACGUGGAACUAGACACACCUCUGUUUUUGGAUGAGAUAGACCUGGACACUUUGCCUCUUCAGCCAGAGAAAGAUAUUGACUACCUGGCAGAAUUUACCUUUCCUAAGUUUGCUGCUACUUACUUUCAAGGAUCUGCAACAGAUACCCACAUACGAAAGCCUUUACAUCAGCCACUGCUUUAUCAUGAGGACCACAGUGAUGUUCUGGCCUCUUUAGCUGUUUGGAAGACUAUACUUCGUUUUAUGGGGGAGCUUCCAGAACCUGUGUUAUACUCUCCAAAAUCUGGCAGCCAGAGCAGCUCUAUGAUAACACAAAUUUUUGACACCUUAACCAGGAAAAACGACAUUCUGGCUGGCAUGAGAGAUAACAAGGGGGGGUCACCAAGCAACAACCAGGGAAGAAACUUCAACAAAGAAAUAUCCUCUAUGAAACUGAAAAGAUCGUCAAAAGUCACUGAGCAGGUUUCGAGUCAGCUGAGCAGUGGGAGAGAUAUACCUCAGGAGGAAAGCUCUAUCAUUGAUAAACCCAUGUCCAUGUUGGAGAAAGUACAUUUCAUAGUAGGCAAUGGAAUCCUGCGUCCUGAAAUCCGGGAUGAGAUCUACUGUCAGAUCUGCAAGCAACUUACUGGAAACAAGAGUAGAACUAGCUACGCACGUGGCUGGAUCCUGCUGUCACUGUGUUUAGGCUGCUUUCUACCUACGGAAAAAUUUGUCAAGUACCUGCAGAAUUAUAUCCGGGGACAACAGAUAGCACACAGCUCUGUGUGUAUGAAACAGUUCAUCCGAACCAUGGCUAAUGGAGUACGAUCAGAGCCUCCAAGCUGGCUGGAGCUGCAGGCUAUGAAAGGUGUGGCAUCUCUAGAUGUGCCUGUCAAGAUCAUGAAUGGAGAAAGUGUAAUCAUCCAAGCAGAUUCUGCCACCUCUGCUAAGGAGAUAUGUAGGAGCAUUGCCCAGAGACUGAAGCUGAAGGACAUCUUUGGUUUUUCUGUUUACAUCUCAAUAUAUGAUAAGGUGUGGUCACUGGGGAGUGGAUCAGAUCACCUAAUGGAUGGUAUCUCACAGUGUGAGCAAUUAGCCAAGGAAAAGGGCGAGCAGGAGAAACAUGCGCCCUGGCGUCUGUUCUUCCGUAAGGAGAUCUUCACUCCUUGGCAUAAUUCUUCAGAAGACCCUGUGAGCACUGACCUCAUCUACAACCAGGUCAUACGUGGCUUGUGCUUUGGCGAGUAUCGUUGUGGGAAGGCAAGGGAUCUAGUGGAGCUAAUGUCCAAACACCACUAUAUUAAAUAUGGUGAGGUCUUAAAAGAUGAACACAUAUACAGUGUCAUAAAAGACUGUAUUCCAGCAAAAGUAAUGGCAGCUAAGCCCAGUGCUUACUAUGCAAAUUUACUGAAGGAAAAUCAAGCUAAGGCCCAAUGUGUGAUAGAGAAGACUCCUGCACUGCAAGUAAUGGAGACAGUAGUAGAUUAUUCCAGUCAGCAGUGGCCUCUCUUGUUUUCAAAGUUCUUUGAGGCCUCUAAAUUUGCAGGACCCAGCAUCAGUAGGACCCACUUCAUUAUUGCAAUAAACUGGAAGGGAGUGAGUUUUCUUGAUGAGAAUGAAAAAAAACUCCUGGAUCUUUCAUUUCCGGAGUUAAUUGGCAUCCGUACAAACAGGGCUGAUAAGUCAUUUGGACAGUGCUGUGUCUUAAAUACUCUGCGGGGGGAACAGUUUGUCCUGACUUCACAGCACAGUGAAGAAAUUGCUAAGCUGCUCCUACACUUUUUGGACGGACUAAAGAGCAGAUCCCAGUAUGCUGUAGCUCUACAGGACAGCUCCAGGACAUUCAAAGACUCAUUGGGUUCCAUGGAAAAAACACUGACAGAUGAACCUGAGCUUUUGAAUGUUCGGAGUGGAGAUCUGCUGCUUCUUGACAGAAGUCCAGAACUUCAGUCCGGGCCCAAUUGGAUCUAUGCCCAGAAUGAGAGGACUGGGAAAAGUGGUGCUGUGUCUUUGGAUGCCAUCCAUAUUGUACCAAGCCUUAACAAGCCCACAACUGAAAUACUGAGGCUGAUCGCAAUGUCCCCAGAGCAGCGCAAAUCAGAAUUAAUCAGUUCUCAGUUUGAUGACUUUGGGCUGUUGGAGAAAGCAAAGCCUUACACAUUGGAGGAAUUCUCAAUGCAGUAUUUCAGGCCUCCAGAUCCUGAGUCUGUUUCCAGGGCCUUUUUACAGAGAUCCCGUGGUAAGUCACACCUCUGGGCAUACUCCAGGGAACCGCUGAGACAUCCCCUGCUGAAGAAGGUGUCUGAAGUGGCUGAACUGCAGGACUAUGCAUGCCAAGCUUUCAUUGCCAUUAUGAAAUACAUGGGUGAUUAUCCAUCAAAGCAGUCACACUCCCCAGUGAACCUUACAGACCAGAUAUUCCUGGGCCCCCUGCGUGAGGAGACACUGAGAGAUGAAAUCUACUGCCAGAUCUUGAAGCAAAUGACGGGAAACAGCAACAGCUACAGCAUGAGCAGCGGGUGGCAGUUGCUUUGGCUCUGUACUGGGAUAUUUCCACCUAGUAAAAGUUUGUUGGUCCACGUUCAGAAAUUCAUUGAGUAUUAUGGGAAAGAGACACUAUCCAAGGAGUGUAAACAAAGGAUCCAAAGAGUGCUACAAACUGGCCCCAGAAAGCAGCCACCUCACCUGGUGGAAGUUGAAGCCAUAAAAGGGAUGACCACAAAGAUCUACCACAAGUUCUACUUCCCAAAUGGCACAGAAGAGGCAUUUGAGGUUAAAACAAACACUAAAGUGAGGGAAUUGUGCCAGAACAUCUCCAACAAGCUGCAGCUCACCUCUUGGGAGGGUUUCAGCAUCUUUCUGAAAAUAGGAGACAAGAUUAUCAGCCUAAAUGAGCAAGACUAUUUCUAUGAUUCACUGAGGGACCUAAAUGACUACAUACGGAAGAGCCGUCCCAUUGCAGGAACUUUUACCUUUGCCAAUUUCCAGUUAUAUUUCAUGCGGAAAUUAUGGGUAAAUGCCCAGCCAGGGAAGGAUAUCAAGGCUGAUUGUAUAUUUCAUUAUCACCAGGAGCUCCCAAAAUACAUGCGCGGAUACCACCGCUGCUCUGUGGAGGAUGCUGUGAACUUAGCUGGUCUGAUAUAUAAAGUGCAGUACAACAAUGACCGCUCUCAGCUUGCCAAUAUUAAUAAAGUCCUGCGAGAAUUCGUCCCGGAGGAACUACUGCGCCUCAGUUCUCAGGAAGACUGGAAAAAGAAUAUAAUAGCAGCUUAUAAUAAACAUGAGAAGAAAACAGUGGACGAAGCUAAAGUGGCAUUUCUCAAGCACAUUAACAAAUGGCCAACAUAUGGCUCUGCGUUCUUUGAGGUGAAGCAAUCCUUCGACCCAGAAUUUCCCGAUAUCGUGCUCAUUGCAAUAAACAAGCUUGGAGUAUCACUCUUUAAUCCCAAGACAAAGGAAUUGCUGGUUAAUCACCCUUUAAAUAAGAUUUCUCGCUGGAACAGUGGAAACACAUACUUCCAGAUGACAACAGGAAAUCUUGUGCGAGAUAAUAAGAUUCUGUGCGAGACAUCAUUGGGCUACAAGAUGGAUGACCUGCUGACAUCUUAUAUUAAUUACUUUCUGUCGAAACAGCACAAGGUGACAGAUCCAUAAGGCAGCUGUUGUAGGAUCUGACUAUCCGAUCAUCUUCGACUCCUUACCCUGAUAAAUAAAUUGCAGCCAAUAUGUGCCUAUUGCUACAAUAAAAGAAAGAUAAUCCUUA
Molecule: messenger RNA, 6967 nt
Organism: Pseudophryne corroboree (corroboree frog)
Lineage: Eukaryota; Metazoa; Chordata; Amphibia; Anura; Myobatrachidae
Gene: MYO7B
Product: myosin VIIB
Exons: 48
Coding region: 481-6858 (2125 amino acids)
Cellular component (GO): cytoskeleton; myosin complex
Molecular function (GO): ATP binding; cytoskeletal motor activity; protein binding
Source: RefSeq, a predicted model, not a curated record